ACCGCACUGUUAUAUUCCCCACAGCGGCACACGGAGCGUCAAAGCCGCAGCUUCCUCUCACUAAGCAGCUCCGGGAAAAAAAUCCCCUACAGAGCUGCAACAUGCCUCCACGAUGCCUGCUGGUCGUUUUUCUCUUCGGGAUUGUCUCCAAAGUACAAAUGACAACGGAGCCUCCUACUGCUACUGAUGGUCACAACAUAACCACAACUUUCCUUACCAAAGUAGUAGGAAAUGCAACUACUGAACACAACACAAGAGAAACAACUGGAACUUCAUCAAUUUCUCUGGCGAUAACCAUGGCAGAUACAGUCACAGGGAACAGUACUGACACGAUCACCACAGCACACCUUGCAGAACCCCCAACGGCUUCAGUCACUGUUGAAACCACCCCAACAACAACAGCAGAGACAAAUAGUUCACCUUCUAAUGAGAUUACAAAUGGAACUGCUUCAUCUCCACAGACCUACAUCACAACCACUGGCACGUCGACGGCACCCAUACAGAACACGUCAACAAACGCACUGACCACCUCAACACGCAAUAAUAUGACCACCAGAACUUCAGACAGCUCAACAAGAUACAACGCAACAGAACCUGUGACCACCCCUUUAGGCAACAACACAACUACAGAUGUCCAGAUCACAUCAACAAGCAACAACAUGACUACACAACAUGAGACUACAAUAGCUCCGACUACAGCAAUGGGCAACAACACGACUGCACAUACUGCACAAGCUACAGUGAUUACAGUGACAAACAGCAACAUGACUACACAACAUGAGACUACAAUAGCUCCGACUACAGCAAAGGGCAACAACACGACUGCACACACUACAAUAGCUCCGACUACAGCAAUGGGCAACAACACGACUGCACACACUGCACAGGCUACAGUGAUUACAGCAACAAACAGCAACAUGACUACACAAGUUCAAAUUACAGUGUCAAACAGCAACACAACUGCAGCUGUUUCAACCACAAUGUCAGGCAUCAACACAACUACAGUUGACCUGACCACAGUGACAAACAACAAUGUAACUACAAUGGUUACAAUUACACCGACAAGCGCUGCCAUGACUACAAAUGCGUCGAUUGGACCAACAGUCAACCACACAACUGCAAGUACAACAAAUACACCACUUGACAAUAAUACAGCAAUGACAACUACAAACAACCACACCACCGAAAAUGUGCCAACUACAACUAAUGGAAACACUGCCGGCACAUUUGUCACAGUCACAAACAAUGCCACAGCCACUACAAGUAACAAUGUGACUGUAAGUCCACAAAUCACAUCUAUCACUCACUUCCCAACUACGGAUACCUCAAACAAUCAUACAGCCACUACAUCAGUUACAGAGAUGGGAAACACCACAACUUUAAUCACCAGCACCCCACAUUCCAGCAACAUGACAACAACUAUGAACUCAGCUACCACAGAGCAAGCUAGUACAACACUAGCAAGCUCUGCUGGAACUUCUGAGACUCCUGCAUCAACCGUCAUACCCUUUACUUCGACUGACACCAAAAACAUAACAGACUCUUCACCCACCAGCACCCCUCCUCCUACCAGCAACUUCCCAGGCAGUAGCAACACUCCCUCAACCGGCAAUGCCACCACCCUUAGUUCUUCACCAGCAACCUCAGCAGAGUCCAGUGUUACUAUGGGAGAAACCACUACUACCCCUCCUUUACCGACAAAUUCACCCAGCGACACCACUGAGACCCUGAACACCAGCACCCCUACCUCCACCGGUGGAACCACUGAGAUUUUCACCACUUUUCGGACAACAGGGGGAAUCACCAGCAGCUCUCCCACAAAGGCUCCAACCACUCCCAGUCCUGUAAUCGUGUGUCCCUCUGUCCCGUGUCCUGUUGAAAGCGUCUGCCUCAACCGCACUUGCCAGUGUCUUUCUGGCAACUACCUACUCAAUGGACGUUGUGUUCCUGCGCAAGUAUUUCCAGGCAGGCUUCAUUUCCAGUCGUUAACAUUUGAAGAUCAAAUGAGAGACAGGUCCUCCAGGAUCUUUCAGGAGACAGCAGCAAAAAUCUCAGCAGCACUCAGAGACGUCCUGAAAAGUCAGCCUGGAUAUAGACGAUCAGAGGUUGUUCAACUUGAACCUGGUAGUGUGAUAGCGAGCGUAAAUAAUAUAUUUGAAGACAGCCCUGCCACUCAAGAAUCUGUUGAUCAGAUCAUUGAAAAGGCUGUAAAAAACCCUCAAGGACCUCUGAGCAAUGCCACAUACACAGGAACCAAUCUGUGUCAGGUGGAGCCGCUACCUUGUGAUGUCUCAAGCACAAAAUGCACAAAUGUAAACGGCCAAGCUUCUUGCGCCUGUAAAGACGGUUACAUCUCCAUGAUCUACUCCAAGACCAGCUGCAAAGCUUGUCCAAGUGGGCAGCAGGCAGUACGGGAUAAGUGUGUGACAUGUCCAUUUGGGUAUGCUGGCUUCAACUGCAACGACUCGUCCCUGCUUGCAGUGGUGGUCAUCUCCUGCGUGUUAGGAGGAGUUCUCCUCAUCCUUGUCCUGGCUUUGCUGGGUUACUGCUGCUGGAGGAGGUGCUCAAGGACCAACCCUGACCACAACAUCAGUCCGUACUCUGAUGAGUUAAACAAGUCAUGGCCUGCUGGCAUCACCCCAAUCCCGCGUGCCACCACGCACUGGGAACCAGCUGGUUCCAUAGAGAUGACAGAAGGGGGCAGCACCAACACGCUGGUGGACAAAAAGCUAGAGAGCAAUGGCUUUGGAUCACAGCUGAAGCAGAAAAGAUGGAAAAAGUCAGGAUCGUACGAUCUGAAUCCAGAGGAGAUGAAGACCUUCAAAGGUAAAAACACGUCCCGUUACUCAUAUCUGGUCGAAGGGCACGAGAACCCUUACUUCCUUCCUGGUGAUGAGAAGAGAAACUCCACAAAGAAAUGAUGAUCAAACUCUCUGGGACAACUGGAAAACUUUUUGAGUAGGAAGAGUGUUUUUUAUAAACACUCUUCCAUCCUGAACCUGCUUGGAUAAACGAAGAACUGUACUGAAAAAACUGCAACCAAAGGGAUUCAAGUUGAGAUGUUUUUAUUAUGUUAUUUUUUUUGUAAAUGUGUGAAUCAUGUCUGCUUUUAAGAAGUCUAGCUAGUAGUUGUCAACUUCACUCAUUAAUAUCAAUGCAGUACUCUCUUUUCACCCUGUUUUUUUUAUAUAUAAUCAUGCCUCCUUUGCUGAUUGCACGAAAGUUUACCUCUACUUUGAUCAUUUUGAAGGUGAAUUGAAUGCUGGUUUUAUAAAGUUACUGUAGCUAAUCUUCAGAAUGGGAUGAUCACUUUAUAGAGAAACAAAUCUUGUACGACUAAAAGGGCUGGAUCCCUGGUUUGAAUUGUUUUUAAAAUGUUGUAGCAGUCUAAUGCUGAGAGUAUUGCAGAAUGUGCCUGGUUUAGUCGUCCGUUUUACAAAUAGGAAACAUUAUGCAACGCUGGUGAUAAAGCCUGUCUCCUGGAUGUGCCAAUUAUCACUUGUAUACUUUUUUGGGGGGAAAAUCUAUAUUAAUAUAUUUAUCUUUAUGUAGCAUACACUGUUUUAUAAGUGAAAUUUUGUUUUGUAAAUAUUUUAAAAUUGAUUGAGAGUGUGUGUGAGAGUGUGUGUGUAUGCGUGGGCUGACUGGUGAAAUAAAAUAAUUUAAACACUUGAAAUGUGUG
Messenger RNA from Xiphophorus couchianus (Monterrey platyfish), 3682 nucleotides. RefSeq lists its product as uncharacterized. The transcript has 14 exons. The record is from RefSeq and is a predicted model, not a curated record. The coding region runs from base 102 to 2921 and encodes 939 amino acids. NCBI's taxonomy places the organism in Eukaryota, Metazoa, Chordata, Actinopteri, Cyprinodontiformes, Poeciliidae.